Molecule: messenger RNA, 531 nt
Organism: Botrytis sinoallii
Lineage: Eukaryota; Fungi; Ascomycota; Leotiomycetes; Helotiales; Sclerotiniaceae
Exons: 1
Coding region: 1-531 (176 amino acids)
Source: RefSeq, a predicted model, not a curated record
AUGUUUUCAUUCGGUGUGCUUAUGUAUUCCGCCCUCUCGAUUGCUUCGGGAGAUUCUAUACACUACUUUGAAGUCCUCCAUGCCCUUUCGGUGAGUAUAGUCUUUUAUGAAUGUCUUAUUCGUGUCAAAUUGAUGGGAGAGUGCUUUGAAGAAUUCAUGUAUGAUUCAAUUGAAUUUUUCGGAUGGUCUCCUCAAAUCGUACCUGGCCGUAAGCAUGCCAGGAUCCAAAUGCGUAUGGCUCGCGAGCUCGAAGAAGAGUUGAAACACCGAGAGUUUGAAAAAAGACUAGCGAGGGUUUGUACCAGAUUGGGUGGUAAAAUGGACUGUGAAUUUAUCGAAGCUUGGAUAGCCCGGGAUCUUCAGGACAUAGAUGCUAUUUAUUGGAGGAAAGAACAGGCUGGAUUGGAGCCUUCAGUUGCCGAUGAUGUUGAGAAUAGGAUAUUGGGGACAUAUGGCGAUGUUUUAAGACUUCGAGAUCUCCGUCUGACUGCACUCGAGAAUCUUGAGAAUUAUGGAAUGACCAUAGAAUGA